Molecule: messenger RNA, 1602 nt
Organism: Heterobasidion irregulare TC 32-1
Lineage: Eukaryota; Fungi; Basidiomycota; Agaricomycetes; Russulales; Bondarzewiaceae
Product: glycoside hydrolase family 15 protein
Exons: 7
Coding region: 1-1602 (533 amino acids)
Biological process (GO): polysaccharide metabolic process
Cellular component (GO): fungal-type vacuole
Molecular function (GO): glucan 1,4-alpha-glucosidase activity
Source: RefSeq, a predicted model, not a curated record
AUGCAUUUGACUCUCUAUCUUGCUAUCGCACUACUUGGCGGCGGCGUUAAUGCCCUCAAGUCCACUGCCACUGAAGACUACAUUGCCACAGAGUCCCCCAUCGCUAAGAGAAAUGUUCUCAAUAAUAUAGGGCCUCCCGUCGGAGCUUUGCCAGGCGUCGUUUCUGUUGCGAGCUCAAACAACACUGACCCAAGCUCUAGGUUUACGUGGAUUCGUGACUCUGCGAUGGUCAUGAAGUCUCUCAUCAACGAGUUCACUUUGGGCUUAGAUACGUCCUUGAGAGAUACUAUCGAAACCUAUCUCCUGGGGCAAUAUAGGACCCAGCUUAUUACUAACCCGUCAGGGACGGUAUCUACUGGCGGCCUCGCAGAGCCCAGGUUUAAUUUCGACUACACUGCCGAUACAACAUCCUUUAGCCGUCCUGAGAAUGAUGGCCCGCCUUUGCGUGCCAACAACCUCAUCACUUAUGCCAAUUGGCUUGUGGAUGAAGAUAAGAACACCACCUUCGUCGAGAAUGUCCUGUGGCCCAGUAUAAGCCUUGACAUAGAUUACAUUCUGCACCACUGGAAUGAGACAUCCUUUGAACUAUGGGAAAUUGCCUGGACAGAAUCCUACUGGACUGCUGCUGUUGAAGUUCAUGCUCUGCGUUCCGCGGCUAUUCUUGGCCGUAAGAUUGGACGCGAUUAUGAAGUCAAAGGAUGGGAAAGCACGGCGUCUGUGAUCUUGAGUUUCAUGCAGUCUUUUUGGAAUAAUCAGGCGAACUACGUAUCAGGAAACACUAUUCCUGACCGUUCGGGCAUCGAUUCCUCGACAGUGCUUGCCUCCAUAUAUAAUUACGACCCUCUUGCAGGUUGCGACUCCCUCACGUUACAGCCGUGCUCGGACAGGGCCUUGAUGAAUCUCAAAGCUGUCGUGGAUGGAUUCAGACCUCUAUACCCGAUAAACUCGAAGACUGGAGCAGCGGCAGUCGGACUCUGGACUGAAGACACUGUGUUCGGUAGUCCCUGGCAUCUAUCCACGUUUGGCGUGGCAGAACAACUAUAUGAUGCUCUUGCGGUGUGGAACCAGACCAGCUCCAUCACCGUGACGACACUGUCCCUGCCAUUCUUCCAACAGUUCUUUAUAGCAGCUCUAGCGAUAACGUAUCGUCCUGGAUUUAUUGGAUACCAAGAAAUCCUCGACGGUGUGAAAGCAUUUGCCGACAACACUAUCCUCAUUGCAGCAAAUUACACGCCGCAAGAUGGUAUGCUCCCUCAGAUGUUCGACAAGGAAGAUGGAAAGCCCCUAGGGGCGAACGGUCUAUCUUGGAGUUAUAGCGCGGCGUUAUCUGCAUUCGACGCGCGGAAUGGAUUGAAGCCUGCAUCGUGGGGAGCUCAGGGCCUUGCCCAGUCAUGCACAUCGCAACAUAGCGCGGAUGCUUUCAGUUUUGAGGAGGCAGGGUUCCUGGAACGCAUGUACAAGGCAGCUGCCGAGUUCUUCCAGGGAUAUCGUGGCUAUCAGGAGUAUGCGUACCAUCAAGGCUAUAGGAUCAUUGAGCAGGAUAGCUACGAGGCACCGGCAGCCUACAUGUAUUCGAGGGUUUUUCGCGAGUACGGUCGUUAG